This is a messenger RNA of Ylistrum balloti, 1692 nucleotides long. RefSeq names its product leucine-rich repeat-containing protein 74A-like. Gene Ontology annotation, molecular function: protein binding; calcium ion binding. The coding region runs from base 1 to 1692 and encodes 563 amino acids. The record is from RefSeq and is a predicted model, not a curated record. Lineage: Eukaryota; Metazoa; Mollusca; Bivalvia; Pectinida; Pectinidae. The transcript is spliced from 12 exons.
AUGAACUCAAAGAAGGAAAAAAGUAGAGUAGAAUCUCGAGCAAAGGAGGAAAAACCCACGAGCUAUGGAGGAAAAUAUGGAAGUGAUGCAUGGAAAAAAGACUCGAAGUGGAAACCCGCCUUUAUCACAGCUGGGGAGAGGAAGCCCACUGUGUUAUCAAACAAAGAAGACGAAGACAGCAAUAUUGAACAGUCGGAAGAAAAAGGAAACUUGCCCCCUACAGAACCAGCUCCUGAUAUAUUUGAUGAUUUAGACUCCAGCAUCUUGUCGUCAGAGUCCGACAUUAAUUCCCCACCACCCUCCGUAAGCCUUUCACAGACUGUCUAUACAAAAGCAUGUAAUAAGUUGGGUCUAGUGCCCUCAACGUAUUUCUUCAAACACUUGACAGAGGUGGCUCUGGUUAUGCCUCAUCAUGGUAUCGGACCAAGAGGAGCAAAAGCUGUAGCUAUAGCACUUGUUCCGAACCAGACCAUUAAAACGCUUGACCUCUCAAGUAAUGCUAUUGGAAGCGAGGGACUAUCACAUAUACUUGACAUGUUGUCUGGCAACACGUCCAUCAAAGAGUUGAAUAUAUCCGGAAACGGUUUGCUUUCGGCUGGAGCCAAAAUGCUCAAGGAAGAAUUAUCUUGUCAUCGCUCUCUAACAAGUUUAGAUAUAUCAGCGAAUGGUUUCAAUGAAAAGGACGCCGAUGAAAUUGCUGAUUUACUUAUAGAUAAUUCUACAUUGAGACACCUGGCUGUCGGACACAAUACAUUUUCAGAGGGAGGAGGUGCAGCUUUCGGAAAAGCUUUAGAGGAAAACUCAAGCCUCCAGUCAUUAGAUCUACGAUGGAAUCAUCUGCGACAAACUGGUGCUGUUUCUAUAUGCUGGGGCCUCUAUAGUAACAACACACUAAAAUCCCUGAAUCUGUCCUGGAAUGGUUUUGGAAUGGAAGGCUGUCAUGAGAUGGGAAAGGUACUCAUGCGUAACCGCGGUCUGACAGAGUUGGAUUUGACCGCGAAUCGUGUAGGACUAGACGCUUUCCGCCAACUUCUUAGAGGAAUUGUCAGGAACCGAAAACUGCGAACAAUAAGGAUUGGCAUCAACCCAAUAACAACGGACGGUGCGACAGCCAUACUUCGAGCUGUCUGUGCGUCCGAUUCUAACCUGACGGAGAUUGACAUGACGGACGUUUCGGUCGACAAUGACUUUGUAUCACUUCUACAUGAGGUUCAGAAACAACGACAAAUGAAAGUGACGUAUGGUAAUCUGUUACGUCACGACGAGAUACGUCGCGGGAACGCUAGCUGGGUACUGGAUAGUGAUGAUCCAGUGGCAAUCUUGUUUGAAUACAUGAAGCAGAAGAAUUUGCGUCUGAUCGACCUCCUCCACAAUCUGGACAAGGACAACAGCGAGACACUGUCGAGGGACGAGCUCCAGAUAGGUCUGUCGAACAACGACAUUCCUCUGAGCAGUAGAUCUCUGGAUAUUUUGAUGAAGCGCCUGGACACAAACAACGAUGGACAUAUCACAUUUGAGGAACUUGCUGCAAAACACAAGGAUUACGUAAGGCGAGCGACAAGACUACGUGUGCAAGCUGAUGAAAGUCUUAGUCACUACAAAAGUUUUGAUAAAUUGGAGCAGAUACGAGAGGCCGUCAAACUCAAGAUAGCUCUUAGUGUCACCAUAAGGCCAAACGCUACCAACAAGUGA